Messenger RNA from Lepidothrix coronata (blue-crowned manakin), 2810 nucleotides. It is a transcript of the gene UBE3D, whose product is annotated as ubiquitin protein ligase E3D. Gene Ontology annotation, molecular function: ubiquitin conjugating enzyme binding; ubiquitin protein ligase activity; cyclin binding. Gene Ontology annotation, biological process: protein autoubiquitination; protein polyubiquitination; protein monoubiquitination. The transcript is spliced from 10 exons. The record is from RefSeq and is a predicted model, not a curated record. Gene Ontology annotation, cellular component: nucleus; ubiquitin ligase complex; cytosol. Bases 66 to 1232 code for a protein of 388 amino acids. Lineage: Eukaryota; Metazoa; Chordata; Aves; Passeriformes; Pipridae.
CGCGCCUGCGCCGGCCGCGAGCGCGGCCGCUUCCUGCGCGGUGCCUGGAGCUGCGCGGUGCCGGCAUGGCGGGAGGGUUCCUCAUGGAGAUCAGGCGGGGGACGCAGAGCGCGUUGCUGGUUAUCCGCGCGUCGGCGGAGGAUCCGGGCACGCCGGUGGAGGUGUCGGUGUCAGCGGAUUCCCUGGAAGUGCGGAGCAGCGGGAGCUGCGCCCCGGCAGCGCUGCCGGCAGGGGUCAGGCUGGCGCCGUCCUCGUGCCGCGGGCUCCGCCGCCUCCCCGGGGACGGACUGCACCUGCGCGUGCGCCUGCGCCGCCCUCCGCCCCCUGCCGAUCUGGCUUUUACUUUGAGGGAAAGCCUGAAACCCCACAAGAAAUACGUCUUUUACUGUCAGUCCUGUGGUGACAUCAUAGUAAAAGACCGGAAAUUUCUUAGAGUUCUUCCUCUACCGAGUGAAAACUGGAAUGAUUUAGUUGAAGAGUGGUGUUGUCACCCUAACCCCUUUGCCAGAAGCACUUUGCGCCCUCAGCAUGAUGACUGUUUUCUUGGAGACACUUUUUUUAUGUUGAAUUCAGGAAAUGAAUCACAUGUGCCUGAAUCUCUCACGUGCUGCUCAGAGACUGGACACCAUGCUUCGCAGAGUGGCUUCAACUUGAAAUCAAAGGAAAAUACCAGAGUAAUUUGUAAGCGCUGCAAGAAAAUGCUGGGAGAAACAAUAUCGUCAGAUACCAUUAAAUAUUAUGUCACCGAGGUGAUUAUUCAACCAUCUGAGGGAAGUUUCAGCCCAAUACCAAGGUCUCAAUUUGUGCAGAGCAUGGUUGCUCAGUGUCUUUUGGAAUUAUCCUCUGCUAAAAGCACAUUUAGAUUCACUGUAAAAGGGGAUAAUGGAAAAACCUAUAUUCUGAUAUGGCUUUUAAAUUCUGACACAUUGCUGGUGGAGUCUUUAGGAAGUUCCUCCUCUCUCAGUGUUCUUACACUGUUUGGAGAUAUUUUCAUGCCUAGCUCUGGACCAGUGGGGACCUGGAAUGCUGUCAAAGUCCUUUACCAGCCAUGCAUUAAAUGCAGAAAUAAGGACUUUGCUGAUGCAUGGGAAAAUGAUAUGGGAGUUCAUCCUUUAAAGUUUCCAUCAGAAACAUGUUUGGAAUUACUGCUAAUGCUGGGUUUGAGCACCGCAUCUCUUCCACCUUCGCUUCGAUGCAUGAACUCUUUUCAGGUUGCCUUUUUGAAGAUGUGAAGAAUGCAUAUACAGUUGAAAACUAUUGUCAAAUUUAUUUUCAGCAGAAAUAUGUACAGACAACUUCCAAUGGUGUGACUUCUAGAAAAAAUCCACUGGCAAAUCCAAAAGAACAUGGGUGUGUGGUGUGUAUUCUUCAUAUCUGAAUGUGUUUCAAAACCAAAGACAGAGUUCACUUUUGCAUCCAGUACAUUCUUAGAUGUCAUUCUAAGAGUGAGUGACCUGUGACUCCUCUGACAUCCAGCUGGGAUGACUAUUAUGAUGUCUUCAUUGCCAAAACACCUUUAUCAGUGUUUGGUAGCAAUGUAUAUGUCCUUAGGAAAGUUCACAACUGUAGCAAAUAUUUUAAAAUAUUUAAUGUCAUGGAUACUAAUGUAAGUUCUUUACUUUCUCUGUUUUGGUGAAUUUAGAGGUCCAACUUUAAAACAUAAAAUCUAGUUUUUGUAAAACUUAUAUGUUUCUCAUCUAUAUUGUUUCCACAUUAAGGUUUACCUUUCUGCUUGUGAGGGAAGGCAGUUUCUGUAUUCCUACACCAUAUAUAAGGUUUUUUAAACUGACAAUGUUUUGGUUACUGGGAAUAAUUAUUCCUUCAACUUCAAAAAAGUGUGUGAUGAGUGACUCUGCAGAAACUGCUGGAGGUGAAAGAUACUUGUAGAAAGUCAAUACAGCUGCUCUAAACUGUUGUUCUCUGUUGUGGAUGCUCAGCUGCCUUCCAUGGGAGUGAUAGCAUAUUUACAUGGGACACAGAAGCUGUUACCAUUUUGGUUUUGGAGUGGAUUAUUUGCUUAGUUGCCAGCAAGUUUUGUCUUCCUUUGUGCAAGGAAACAGGAUGGCCCAAGUUCGUAGGCCAAAGAUCAGAAAAGAAGUCUCCUGCAAUUUUUGCCUCAAUUCCUGCUUGUUGGGAUGGACUGCUCUUGAGUUAGAAGGAGGUGAUCCUUUAAUAUCUUAUCCCAGAUAUCCCAGACCAUUCCAGUGUCUUAUUCCAUACCUGCCUCGCUUAUCUGUAGAUUUCCUUAAACAACUGCUCUUGGCAAAACAGUCAGGUACUGGAAUGGUUCAUCUGACCUAGUGUGACAAUUCUUGUGUUCUCAAAAUACAUACCAAAAGGUAUCCAAAUGGGGAAAAAAAAAAAAGAAAAGGAGAAGGAGAGAGCCUGUUUAUGUAGGCUGGCCUGUUAAAACUCCAUCUUUUAACUCUUACAAUAAAAAGAUGCUACCUUUUUGGAAAACAGCAAUAUUUUGGGAAAAUGAAUUCUAGAGGGAAUAUUCUUGUUAGAUGAGUUUAAAAAUUUCUGAAUUUCAAGGAAAGUUUACACUCUCUUUACUUAUUAAAUGAUCCUAAUGUAAGAAGGACCCUACAAAGUGUGGAACACCUGGGUUUUACACAUCCAAAGACAGGUAGCUGAGGCCUCCCAGCACCCAGUCUGGAUAUUAUUUUUCUGUUAAUAUUUUAGUUUUCAGUAUUAAAGAACGAACAAAAUUAUUCUGAAUGUUGUAUUCAGUGACUAAGUUAUCUAGCUCCAAGAUAUUUUGUCCAUGCACCAAUGUUUAGUCGUUUUAUGAAUAAAAUAUUUUUUCU